AUGGACAAUAGUAUUUUGCCUGAUAUUACACUUUUACGGAACAAUAUUGAUUUUGCUUCCAUUGCACAGUUCUUUCAUACGUUCUAUACAGCUUUUCAUCCAUGGCCUAUGACUGCUAAUGAUAUUAUAUAUGCUCGUCAAAUUGAUUCGAAUGAGUAUGUAUUUGAAACUGAGGACCUUGAACGCAUGAUACUUGAUCCAGUAGAACGAAUUCGGUUAGAAGAUUUAAUGGUGCGUAUGUUGCGAUUCUCGACUAAAAAUCGCUUUAUAAAUGUCUCUACUUGGCAGACUUGUUUUUCCAAAGAAUUUGACAAAAAGCAGCAAGAAGGCAUGAAUCCAUUUGUAGGUCAGGAUCAAACAAUUGAUUAUUUUGACAUGGCACUUGAUGUACGAGUUCAUUUGUUGUAUUUGUUAUGCGAGUGGCAAUUAGAUGAACCUGAGAAACUAAGAGAGCAUUUGGUAUCAGAAGAUGAUGCUGUGCAAUGGAGAGUAGAUCCAAUUGGUUAUGAUAGAAAAGGAAGCAUUUUUUGGCUGUUUGAUGAUAACCGGCUUUAUAAAGAAACACCGGAACCAGAAAAAAUCCAAAAGCCUGCUACUAUUAUAAAAAGACGUCCCACCGGUACUCGUUCAAGCUCUCGCAGAUCAAAAACAAUAGAAAGUGAAGAAGACGAUAAUAAUGAUAAUGAAGAAUGGACACCUUGGAAAUUGAUUUGUCUCACUAAAUUUGACUGGGAAAAUAUCGCAACUAAAUACGCCAAUAGUAAACACAUUGAUGAGCAACGAUUCCAUCGCUUUCUUGUGAAUGAUUUAGUACCCAAAGUCUUACCAGCACUAGAAGAACGAGAGAAAGAGAGGAAGAAACAAGAAGCCAUGAUCCAUCGUAAGCGAAGCUCUCGUCUUAUGGUGAGAGAAUUAGAAUAUUAUGAUCUUGGACCGAGAACAUCCAGCCGUUUAGAAAAGAAACAAGAAGAUAAAGAGAAGCAGGAAAAGGAGCAAUUAGCCAAAGCAAGGAAGGAACGACUUUUGGAACGCGAAAGGCGUUUGAUGGAACGAGAGUAUCGCGCCAUGACUCGUGAAAAACGUCAAGAGGAAGAAGAAUCUGUGGAAACCAUGAUAGAGCCAACACCAAAAAAAGAAGAGACAAAAGAAGGAAAGAAGCCAAAACGCAAAUAUACAAAGAGAUUGGAUGAGCAUGGAAAUCCUCUACCUAGAAAACCAAAGUUAGGCGUCGAUGGAAAUCCGAUUCCACUCAAGAAACGAGGACGUAAACCAAAAAACAAAAACGUUGAAGAAGACAAUUGGUUAUUUGAAUGUGUGUGUGGCAUUUCUGGACAAAAUCUGGAUGAUGGUUCGUCUAUGAUUGCUUGUGAGCAAUGUGGUAUUUGGCAACACAUUGCUUGUCUCGAAAAAUCCGGACAGAUUGAACAAAAAAAGAAAUUAGACGAUAUUCUCUUUGUAUGUCAGAAAUGCAAACAGAAUGAACACAAUAAGAAGCAAAAGAUAGAACACAUUGGUAUAGCACCUUUUCAAGGAUAUCAGCCCAUUGCACCUCAGCAUGUUCCUUUACCAAUUUCAUCCCAUACUGUACCAUCCUAUCUUUCAAAUCAGAACAACGAUGUUACACAUGCAGCAGCACAACAUGAUCAAAGUGGCUUACCGCCUCAUCUAUGA
Molecule: messenger RNA, 1671 nt
Organism: Gilbertella persicaria
Lineage: Eukaryota; Fungi; Mucoromycota; Mucoromycetes; Mucorales; Choanephoraceae
Exons: 7
Coding region: 1-1671 (556 amino acids)
Biological process (GO): regulation of DNA-templated transcription
Cellular component (GO): RSF complex
Source: RefSeq, a predicted model, not a curated record